Equus quagga is the source of this 3537-nucleotide messenger RNA. It is a transcript of the gene DKK2, whose product is annotated as dickkopf WNT signaling pathway inhibitor 2. NCBI's taxonomy places the organism in Eukaryota, Metazoa, Chordata, Mammalia, Perissodactyla, Equidae. Gene Ontology annotation, biological process: multicellular organism development; negative regulation of canonical Wnt signaling pathway. The record is from RefSeq and is a predicted model, not a curated record. Gene Ontology annotation, cellular component: extracellular region. Gene Ontology annotation, molecular function: receptor antagonist activity; co-receptor binding. The transcript is spliced from 4 exons. Bases 698 to 1477 code for a protein of 259 amino acids.
GGGAAAGAGCAGACGGAGAGAGGGAGGCCGCUCAGAGCUCAGGGCCGCUGCCAGGGCAUCGCUGCCGGGUGCGACCCGGGACAACCCUUCGGGGGACUGUGCGCGCGCGCGGGGACCGCGGCUCGCUCACACCUGCAGGGUCCGGUCUGGGGGCGGUUCCUGGUCCCUCAUUCUAGCGCCCGCUAACUUUGAAAAGGAGGAUUUGUGUCCUGCAGAGGUUGAGACACAAAGGGUAGGGAAGGAACAGAGGAGAGAAAAGCGACUGAGGCCGGAGGAGAAGAAGCUCGAGCAGACUCUUGAGCCAUUCGGAGGAGGACUGGACCGCGGAGACCCGGGCGGACCCGCGGAGGUGCGGGGCCAGGAGCCACGCAAGCAGCGCGGUCCGCGGGGCUGGGUCUUCUUGCACCUCGGGUCACGCCUCCUUGGCUGGAAGGCUCGUCGCCUUUGAUUACUUCCAGUUCCCGAGGACUUCCUGCCCUGGUGGAGAAGCGGGUCUGGCUUGGGUCACGCUCGCUUCAGGUCUUAGGCGUGAGACUGAGUUCAUUCACGGCUGGGAGCCCACAGCCAAGAGGGGUCGGGGGAACAGAGUCUGCGAGCCCCCGCGCCCCGAGUGAGGGGCCCCGAGUUGGAGUCCUCUCUCCCCUUGCUUCCGCUCCCCUCCACGCUUUGCGCCUCCCCGGAGACCCCUCGCCGGGAGAUGGCCGCAUUGAUGCGGGGCAAGGACUCGUCCCGCUGCCUGCUCCUUCUGGCCGCGGUGCUGAUGGUGGAGAGCUCACAGCUGGGCAGCUCCCGGGCCAAACUCAACUCGAUCAAGUCCUCCCUGGGCGGGGAGACGCCUGCACAAGCCGCCAAUCGAUCUGCGGGCACAUACCAAGGACUGGCAUUCGGCGGCAGUAAGAAGGGCAAAAACCUGGGGCAGGCCUACCCCUGCAGCAGUGACAAGGAAUGUGAGGUGGGGAGAUACUGCCACAGUCCCCACCAAGGAUCUUCGGCCUGCAUGGUGUGUCGAAGGAAAAAGAAGCGCUGCCACAGAGACGGCAUGUGCUGUCCGGGUGCCCGCUGCAACAAUGGCAUCUGCAUCCCGGUCACCGAGAGCAUCUUAACCCCUCACAUCCCGGCUCUGGAUGGCACUCGGCACAGAGAUCGAAACCACGGUCAUUACUCAAACCACGACUUGGGAUGGCAGAACCUAGGAAGACCACACACUAAGAUGCCACAUAUAAAAGGGCAUGACGGAGACCCCUGCCUACGCUCCUCAGACUGCAUCGAAGGCUUUUGCUGUGCUCGUCACUUCUGGACCAAAAUCUGCAAGCCUGUGCUCCAUCAGGGGGAGGUCUGUACCAAACAGCGCAAGAAGGGCUCUCACGGGCUGGAAAUCUUCCAGCGGUGUGACUGUGCGAAGGGCCUGUCGUGUAAAGUAUGGAAAGAUGCCACUUACUCCUCCAAAGCCAGACUCCACGUGUGUCAGAAAAUCUGAUCACCCCAAGGAGAGGCGCCGUCAGCAGAAUGUGAAUCUGCAUAUUCAAUGCAUCAUCGUACGUUGGAAAAGAGGACUUGCAUCCCAGGAGAAUGGCUAAAGGAACGUGCUGCGAAUCUAGAGCACAGAAAGAGAGAAAGAAAAAGAGAAGCAAGUGGAUGAGAAAGGGUGACGAGCGUAGUACAGCCAGUGUGUUUCCAUGAUGCAACUUGUUGAUGUAAAUAAUGUACACAUUUGUGAAAAUGCUGUUCCUGAAAAAAAUCACCGCGUGGAAAUUAGUGACAGAUACUGUGUGACUUUCCACAAGUUUAGCUUGUGCUGGAGGAUGUUUCCUUCAGGUUGGUGAUGGCCCAUAAAAAUAAUCUAAAAGCCAUAUUUCUAUUCAAACUUACAGUUUAACAAAAUACUCCCAGUGUAUCUUGUCAUAUGAUAGGCUCUAAAACAUGAGAAGAGUUGUUAACUAGGAAAUGAAAGCAUGGAGCAUAGUUAAUCUGCAACACAGAAUCACCUUUUACCUUGGAGCACUGUGUCUACUGCUCAAUUAAAGGGCUUGCUAGACAAGAGAAAAAGCAGUCAGUAUUUUCCACAUAUUUUCAAAAUAAUUGCAGGUCUUUUAUCAAGGCCUUUCAAAAAACAACCUUGGUCUUGCUCAAACUGCUUAUUUACAUUUUUCAAAAAUUUAAUUUCACGUAUAAUUAAUAAGAACUGGUGUAAUAAGACAGGAACAGUCCAUUCAGAUUCGAAAGGAAUCACAUUGGAUCUCUCUUAAUUUUAUGUGAUUCCUACCCUGGAUGUCUUUUACUUUCCAAACUAUGCCCAUUAAGUAUGAUUAGCACAGAGCAGAAUUUUCACAGGUUACAAGUAUUUUUAAGAUCUUCAAAAUAGGUGGGAAACAGAGCUAAUAGAUGAUUAUUUUUGAAGGCUUUGGCAUUCCCUAUGCUUUGGUAGAGUUAGAGUACACACAUUCUUUACGUCCUCUGCAGUACAGCAGGGACAGCUGACACAGAGCCUUCAGCUCCGUCUAUCCUGCACUGAAGCAGAGCAAGGCAACGGGAAAGACUGUCAGGGAUCCAGGUUUGGGCAACGCGUAGAUCAUAGGUCUGACUUGCAAACCGACUUUGCAUAGUUGAAGCCCCUGGCUGCCCAACCUAAAUGGAAAUUUUCCAUGGGAUUUGCUAUCACAAUAUUUACUAUGCAGAUGAGUUCGGUGUGAGGUCACUUGACCUCAAAAUAUUUCUUUUAUAUUUUUGAGGUCCUUAGAUAAUCUCAGUAUGAGGAGAACCUGCCAAUGACACCACCUGAUUUUGUUGCACCAAUCUCUCUCUCAAACAACUGUUUUAUUGCCAAAGAUAUAGUUUCCGUUUUCUGAAGCCAUUGAGAUUAAAAAAUAUAAACGGAAUAACUUGUAAAAUCUACAUAUCGCUAAUCUAUGGAAACCAUAGGUUCCAAAUUCUUUGAAACCAUUUUAUUGCUUUUUUACAUUACUCAGUCCUAAAUAUUACGUCUAAAGCAUAAAGCAAAAAAAAAGUUAUCUUGUAGUUGUUACCUUUGACCUUUUCUUUUGUAUUCUGCAAGUCACUCCUUAGUUUUAUUUUACUCAGACCCCAUCUGCAGUCUCAAACUCAAGGUCUCCCAGCAGAAAUUGAAGCUGAGCCCACGUCUAUUAAGAAUUUCAGCUUCCCACACAUAUUUACUAGGAUGAUUAAGACUUACAUUUUCCCCACAUGUCUGCUAAAGCAACAAUUACAAGCUAAUCUAUCCAAGAAGGAAAGUCUGUACAACAGGUUUCUACAAGCUUGGCAACAUGAAAAUGGAACAUUUCAGUCAAACAUUUCCUAUAUUGCAAUUACAUUCACAAUCUGGUUUCUGCAUUAUUCCCCUUAUGUACAUCCCUUCAAAAAUUAUUAUUUGAAGUAAUUUAUUUACAGGAAAUGUUAAUGAGAUGUAUUUUCUUAUAGAGAUAUUUCUUACAGAAAGCUUUGUAGCAGAAUAUAUUUGCAGCUAUUGACUUUGUAAUUUAGGGGAAAUGUAUAAUAAGAUAAAAUAUAUUAAAUUUUUCU